Messenger RNA from Colletotrichum spaethianum, 426 nucleotides. RefSeq lists its product as uncharacterized. The record is from RefSeq and is a predicted model, not a curated record. NCBI's taxonomy places the organism in Eukaryota, Fungi, Ascomycota, Sordariomycetes, Glomerellales, Glomerellaceae. The transcript has a single exon. The coding region runs from base 1 to 426 and encodes 141 amino acids.
AUGCAGAUCACUGGCACCCUCAUGACCCUGGCCCUUCUGGCCGUGGGCAUCAACGCCGCCCCCGCACCCCUGAACAUCAACCUCGGCGCAUACUCCCCUGCGUUGGUGGUCGGUGAUGGUGCGCUCACGUUCGGGGCCGGAGAGGCAGAGGCUGGAAAGACCACAGGAGGCACCGCUGGCGAGGGCGCAGCAGCCGCUGCCGCCGCCGCCGCGGGAGCUGCUCAACGCGGCAUCAUUGCGGGCCGAGACAACAAGAAGGUCGAGAAGCGACAGAGCGGAUUCGAUCGCGCCUUGACGUACGCCGAGGCUGCCCUCACCAAGGGCCCCAAGAUCCAGCUCGGAAACGGAGAGGGCGGUGCCGGCGUCGGUAUCAUCGUCGAAAACAGCCCGGCUGCUGCCGGCGGCGCGGCAGCAGGAAAGGCAUAG